CUUUAUCUGUGCCGCGGCGGCAGUUCGGUGUCCCUAAACCGCUGGGAUUUGCUGUAUUAGCCGUACACCGGUCCUCUGUCAUGUCGGGAGUGAGGGGCGCAAUGAGCACACACAACCGCCGGUGUCGAGCCCCUCCUUUCUCUGCGAGCUGGACGGACCGUUAUUCGGACUUACAUAUACUCAUUCAUAAUGUAACUGAAUAAUUUCGAAGCGGGAGCAGAAGGCUGCUGUUAUGAGUUUAAAGGAAAUGGCUGCGUUUGUCUCCGCCAUGUCGGAGAGCGUCUGCCGCGCCGAGCGAGCUAGCAGCGUUAGCAGGCGCCACCGCCGCCGCCGCACGAGUAAUGCCGCCGCACGUAAGCCACGGAGUCCGUGCCCUGUCGUCACUUUUCCCGCUCUUUAUUCGGCUUACACUCUGCGCUCAUGGAGGUUGGGAGUUUUAUAUUGGCGUGUUCCGUCUUCUAUCAGGGUCAACGGAACCCUUUCUGUGUGUUUUGUUGGAGUUUAGCGGUGCUGCGUGUGAAAGGCCUAGCCGCCGUUGGUUAGCUAACGUAAGCCAGUGUGUGCUGCCCGCUGUCGGAGGAGCAGGUGGGAGGGAACAGCUGCUGCUUUUAAAAAACGUGCUUCCGACCAGGAAAUUCUCUCCGCUGGGGUUUUAAACUGAGAAAUAUCACGUUAAAACUGCUGAUAUUUUUUAUUUUUUUACGAGGUGCUCGUGGAUUUAUAGUCGUUCAAAGUGCAAAUGAAUGUCUUUGGCAGGGUUUCCGAUGUUUGUGUUAUACCAGUGAAUACUCGUUACCAAGGCGACUGAAUGUGACGAACGCGCUACUAUUGAAACGUACAACUAGGAGUACAACUAACUUUGAUUUCCCUAACCGAUUAAUGUGCGUAUUAUUAUACAUUUUACUAGGGUAAAAAACACAUUGAGAUUAAAAUACGUUAUUUUUCAAGUGUGUCCUGGCCAGGACAGGCAGCAGUAACAAGCCAGACGUACUAUACAAAAAAUAAUCAAAUGUGCAAUUUUCCCAGUCCUAAUUGUAAAAUCCCACAGAAUCAUAUAAAAACCCGUAAGUCAGUAAGAAAAUAUGCAGUUAGACGUGUCUGACUCCAAGUCGUCCAGCAUUCUCCUAAAAACAUUAAACAUUAAAAUGUGGAAAGUAUUGAUUUGUCCCAGAUCUUUAAAUGGCCACCUUCGUUACUGUCGACCCAAAGCAAAGCAACCAGAAAUUAUUCACAUUUAAGAAUCUGAAUUACCUAUCUUAAGUUUUUUAUUUUUUAAAAACACCCAAAAGACAAAUUCAUGUUGAAGAAUGUUGUUAUAGUUAAUCAAUUCAUUUUUACAGCCCAACAACCUGAGUUUAGGUAUGUUGUUGGUGUGAAUGCUGAAUCAACAUCCACACUUUUUUUCAGUUCUAUAAUUUUCAAUUUUGUCCCUUCAAGUAUUGACAUUUUUCCUUUGUCUAGAAGCCGUUUGAAAAUUCUCAAAGUUCUUCUCUGGUGUUUUACGGCAGGCAGCAUUCAUAAUGUUUUUGUACUGCUUCCUCUGUCCUUUUCUUUUAUCAUAUUUUAUCCACACAGAAACAGCAUUUCGGGAGUCCUGAAACGGCAUUCACAAAUGUCAGUUGUGUUUGAAGAUUGUAUGGUCUUUUUCGCAAAAGCGUUUUGAGUUCUUUUUCAUAGCGAGAAACAUAUGGUUUAUGUUUUGUUCUGUUUCUGUUGGAUAGGGCCUAAAUCAUCAUUUUCUGAUAGUAAUUUCUGGCAGGCUGUACACCAAGAUGUGCAAUGGUGCCCUCUACACUUCAUAGUUCUUCAUCCCAGUUCAAAGUUCUUUAUCCUUCUUAAAUCUAUUCCUCUCAUCGUCAGCCUUUGAUCUGACAUGGUAGGGAAUUUUUAACUGCCUUUGAUUUGCGCAAGUGUUCAACAGACUGUUUCAACAUUCACACAAAGUAAUAGCGACUGAGUAGAUGCUAGAGGAUGGUAGAAAUGAAGAGAUGGAAUCCCGGAGGCAGAAAUGUAACUCUACGGAUUCUACCUGCCGUAAAACGCCACCACCAAGUGUCCAGCCAACAAAUGCUGCAUAAAUGUAGAGGUCCUUUGUUGCGCGCUGUAGGACAUCCCGUAAAACUGUGAGUUAACCCAGAAUUUUGCUGCGAAACUUGUCCCGCAGUUUUGAGAAAACCGCCCACACGUCAUGCAUCAUUAUGUGCAGGUUUGACUGGGAAUGGUGUGCUAUGGCUUUUCUAAGCAUUUUGCACAACCGUGGUGAAGAAAAUCCUGAAAACCUGCACAAAAAAAAUCCAAAACAAUGAAGGCAGAUGAAAUUCCAUUUCCCCGGUGACCCUCUUGCGCAGAUCAAAUGACGUGCACCAAAUCAGCAGCAAUGAACAAUGACCAUAGUUGACAGAGCUUCAGAGAAGUCUGACCACGAGUCAGUCGGGUGUAAGCGAACCCCGUUCAACAGUGGAGACGCAGGGAUGGACGGCAGCUGUUCCAGCAGCUGGGCAGUGGGCUCCACCAUGUCCACUGACUCUCAGAGGCUGAAAGCUCCAGCCGGUUGUCUGGGCCCGACGCCUGGAGCUGCUGUCUACAACAGUUCUCCCUCCUCUGUGGAGCGGCAAAAGGAGCAAAUGAUAAACAGUGGCGAUGGCAUUGAGUCACCCCAGAGGGUCCUGUUUCCCCUGGAGAAGCUCAACCUAAAAUGGACCCAGGUCCACCGCGCCGGUGCCGGCCUUCAGAAUAUGGGGAACACCUGCUUCCUCAACUCAGCCCUGCAGUGUCUCACCUACAUCCCACCGUUUACCAACUACAUGCUGACACGGGAGCAUUCAAAAACAUGUCGUGAGCCGGGUUUCUGUAUGAUGUGCACCAUGCAAAACCACAUCAUUCAGGUUUUCGCCAACUCUGGGAACGUCAUUAAGCCCAUCGGUGUGCUCAAUGAGCUCAAAAGAAUAGCAAAGCACUUCCGCUAUGGAAGCCAAGAGGAUGCCCACGAGUUCCUACGGUACACAGUGGAUGCUAUGCAAAAGUCCUGCUUGCCUGGACCUAAGUUGGACAGGCAAACACAGGCAACCACUUUCAUCCAUCAAGUGUUCGGCGGGUACCUGAGGUCCAGAGUUAAAUGUUUAAACUGCAAAGCAGUCUCGGACACAUUUGACCCUUUUCUGGACAUUGCUCUGGAAAUCAAGACGGUUCCGAGCGUCUCUAAGGCUCUAGAGCAGUUUGUUGAGCCAGAGCAGCUGGAUGGUGAAAAUGCCUACAAAUGCACCAAGUGCAAAAAAAUGGUCACGGCCUCAAAGAGAUUCACCAUCCACCGCAACCCUAACGUGCUCACCCUCUCACUCAAACGCUUCGCAAACUUCACCGGAGGCAAGAUUACAAAGGAUGUGAAAUAUGCAGAAUAUCUCGACCUGCGGCCGUUCAUGUCUCAGUCUCAAGGAGAGUCCCAGGUUUACGCGCUGUGUGCUGUGCUGGUCCACUCUGGAUUCAGCUGUCACGCUGGACACUACUUCUGCUAUAUUAAGGCGAGCAGUGGUCAGUGGUAUCAGAUGAACGACUCCUCCGUGUCUAUCAGCGACAUCAGGUCUGUUCUGAACUGUUCUGAGCAGGCCUACGUCCUUUUCUACGUCAGGUCCAGCGAUGUGAAAAAAACGGGGGACUACGGUCACGUGAACCAUAACCCUGGAGUUCCGGGUCACUCGUCUCCACGACCUGUGGUGACACCACGCAUCAACACCACAGUCCACCACAACAACAACAACAACACCGGCUUCAUAGGUCCACAGCUGCCCCCACACAUGACCAAGAGCGCUCUCCAUGUCAAUGGGAAUGGAUCUCUGAGGGACUAUCCUACAAGCUCCAAGCCCAGUACCAGCAGCAGUGUUGUGGGGAAAUCUAGCCAUGGCCUGGCCUCUUCCUCUUCCAUCUCCCACUCAAUGAGCCGGCCCACAGUGAUCCCCGACCAAGACAAACGCCAGAAGCUUUCAUUCUUUAUUGGACAGAACAAACAGAACCGCCCAUCAUCCUCUUCCUCUUCCUCCUCCUCUUCCUCUUCGUCCUCUUACAGCCAACCGUCCUCAGCCAGCAGCAGCAGCAGCUCCUCCUCCUCCAGCUCUUUAUCCUCCUCACAGUCUACCUCAGACGUCCGGUUUGUUCCUCGCCAGCUGAACCGCGUUAACGGCGUGUCUUGCAGUAACGGGGGCCACCACGCCGGCGGCAAUGGAGCAGCUUCGUUCCUGGUGCCGUACGGCCAAGAGUCUUCGGAGGAGUCGGAUCAGGAGAACAGCAGCGCCUUGGACAACGGAUGCUCGGCCAAGUCUCACCUCAAUGGAAACGACAGGACGACAGGAAUCUGUGAAAAGUCCUCGCAGGCCAUAAACAGAGAGUCAGGGGUGCAUCAUAAUGGAAACGGAAUGAACGGUUCAACCAAUGGCGUCUCCAAAGCAGGCCAAAAUGGGCACCAUUAUGGGCAACAAAAAGUCAACGGACACAGCAGAGAAGAAAAGAUCUCUGGCAGCAAUAAUGUAUGUUCAGCUUCAGCGGCUCCUGUCACUUCUAACGGACUAGACGGUGAUCACAUUCAACCAAGUAACGAGGCAAACAAUUCAGCUGUGUCUCAGAGCAGUUCCUCUCAGAACAGCCACCCCGCUGCAGAAGAAAGCCAGCAACCCUCCACUCUCAACACAAGGGCUAAAACCGUGUCUGAAUCGCUGUCUCAGCAUACAGCAUCCUCCGCUGCUAGCAUUCCACCUCCAGCUACUGCUGCAAACACCCAUCCUGUCCCGACUGCUUCCUCUUCAGCAGACAACGGCAACUCUGCGGCCUUAUCAACCCCCCCUGACUGCCGAGACUCCCACAGCAGAGGCGAGGCGUCUCCCACUGCUCCACAAAAGGUUGGCGUAUGUGGGGAUGAAGCCAAGGAUCUACCACAGAAGAAUGGACCAUCAGCGGGGUCUGAUGCACACACAGAUGCUAAGGAGCAGCACCAGUCCAAGCCCAGUUCUAGAGACAGCGAGAGACAAUAUUCCCGAGAGAGGGACAGAGAUGGGGACAGACUGCACUCUGACAGGAGCAGAGACAGAGACAGACACUACAGGGACAGGAGUUACGACAGAGAAAGUGACAGUGAUCGUCACCGGUACAGGCGGGACUCCCGGGAUCACCGCCACCACUAUCGCUCAUACAGGGAUCACGACAGGUACUACAGGGACUCGGAGCAUCGCUACGAGCGGACUCUCUACCACCCCAGGGAGCGUGAUCGUGACAGGUGUGCUCACCAUUACCACCACCAUCACCGGUCCAGAGACAACUGGGACAGUGAGCGAAAUGGACGUGGUUAUUCCUACCGCGAGGACUCUCGCAGUCGCUGGCGGUGGCAGCAGGACAGAAGAGAGUCCCGGGCGGCAAGGGACCGCAGCAACGGCAGGGAGAGGAACUAUUACCCUUCAAAAGAAGAGACUUCUUUUUCUGCCACGGCACCGGAAGGAUCCGCAAAGGCUUCUCCCUCCAGGUCAGCGCCAAACAUGGAGGAUGAGAAUCACAAGAGGACUCAUCUGAGCAAGGAGAGAGAAGACAGUUCAGAGACCCGUCACUCCAAAAAACACAAGAAGAGCAAGAAAAAGAAGUCAAAGGAUAAAGACAGACACCGUGACAGCGGAAGCUCUGACGUUGAUUCAGACAAAGCUACUGCGGUGAAAAAGAAGAAGAAAAGCAGCAGACAGCGAGACAGCGACAGUCCACAAGGUGAUCACAAGAACAGGAGCAGCGAGGAGAGGGAGGGUGGCAAGAGACGUUACCAUGAUAACAGUGACACUAAACACAACUAUGGUUUUUCACCGGCUAAACGGCGGCACACGGACUACACUAAUGACGGCGCUGACCAUCUACCCGCCUCCCAUCACACAUUAGUAACAAACAGUUCAAGUCACCGCCAUCUCAAUGGAUACACAGGAAACGGUUACAGUCGGACUAACGGUGACUCCCACGGAAUCUCCAGUGGACUGAAACACUGACUCUGAGUGGGCUUUUUCAAUACCAUUUUAACAGCAGCAGAGGAAUGAGAUCAACUUUUUUGACAUGGUGCUUCUCCAUUGGGAAUAUAUUGUGUUUUUAUCGCAAGUGAAGUGUUUUAAUAAUGUUUUCUUUUUUUUUUUUUUUUCCUUUUUAAAGGCGAUUUAUUUGCCCGUAACUCUCUUAACUAUGGUUAUACAAAAGAAACGGUCACCUUGUUGAACAUUUAUGGUAAAAAAAAGAAAAGAAAGAAUAAAAAUUAAUAUAUAUAUAUACUUGUAAUGAACACAGACAAAAAGCCUUGAGCUUAAAACAUCUCAGCUGCUGCUCAGUGGAACUCAGGACUCGAAGAACUUGUUAAAAACAAAACAGGUUCCCACCUGCUUUCAGACCAGAGAGAAAUCAAAGAAGGGAAACUGAAAGUUGAAGAGUUUUUACUCCCGUCUCACGGAGGAGGUGGAGGAGGAGGAGGAGGAGGAGGUGGAGGACAUUCAUGGAUGAGGCUUAGCUGACUGAUACCUCCACUUUAACCCUGGACAGACUUGAGGAAAUUUUUUCAACUUAUCUUCUUUUUACUCCGUUUGUUUCCGUUUUUGCUCCGAAGCCUAAGAUUCACACUCAGUCAUUUUCGCUCUCGUUCUCCUCACAACAUUCAUUUUUAUUUUAAAUGUUCAAAAAGGAAGAAAAAAAAAACAUCAAGCAUUUGUCAUAGCUGUGGACCAUUUGUGUUUUUGGUUUUUAAAGAGGAAGAAGAAAAAAAACAGUUUGUGUCUUCUAGCAUCAUAAAAAAAUACUGUGAAUUUAAUUUUUGAACUGUACUAUCAGUUAUUUUUUAUAUGUAAAACUCCUGUAUCAGGAUCAGCAGUAGGUGUUCUUUUUUUUCGUUUUUUCUUUUUUCUUUAAGGAAAACACUCGAUUCUGACAUACUCUCGGGGGGGGCGACGACGAGUACGGUUGUUUUUGUUGUUUUUGUUUUGUUUUUCAGCUUUAGACAGACGUUGGAAGACUGCUGUUCUACUUUUUAGUUUAGCAUGUGAGAAUUUAUACAUUGUAUAAGGUUUAAGAAAAACAAACAAAAAAAGCCUUAAAAUACAUUUGUUAACGUCG
Messenger RNA from Solea senegalensis (Senegalese sole), 7110 nucleotides. It is a transcript of the gene usp42, whose product is annotated as ubiquitin specific peptidase 42. Gene Ontology annotation, biological process: protein deubiquitination; regulation of apoptotic process. The record is from RefSeq and is a predicted model, not a curated record. Lineage: Eukaryota; Metazoa; Chordata; Actinopteri; Pleuronectiformes; Soleidae. Gene Ontology annotation, molecular function: cysteine-type endopeptidase activity; cysteine-type deubiquitinase activity. The coding region runs from base 2385 to 6005 and encodes 1206 amino acids. Gene Ontology annotation, cellular component: nucleus; cytosol. The transcript has 19 exons.